AUGAAGCCAACCUCGGUAGCUGUGUGCGCUGCGGCUGCAGCCGCGGUAUUGGCAACCAGCGUCUACACCGCACCGCUCGAUGGCACGGAACCUCAACACCUCACUCCGCGAUACGUAGACGGCUUGGUCGCGCCCUCGGGCUACACCUACAGCUGGGUCGUCGGUGGUCGUCGUAUGGCUCUGGAUGCCAAGGGCGACAACACGUACCUUGCGCAUACCACCAUCUCUAAGGAUUCAGCCAGAACCACGCAGCAGAACGUCAAUGAUUGCAUUUCCGUCUGCGAAAAAACCGUGAGCUGUACCAUGGCGAGCGUGAUCCGAUUUAAGAAUUAUUCCGAGGGCAAUGUGAUUUGCGCUGUGUAUAGCGCCACUGCACCAGAGAGCAAGGCCAAGUAUACUACCGGACCUUUCUGGGGAUCCGGAGAGGUUCAGGCGAGCUAUACGUUUACGCGGAAUGCAGGGCAGGUCAAACGCGUCAGCAGUACCACUUCCAGGGCGGCGACUCAGACGACGACUACUUCGAGAGCUUCGUCUGCUUCUGCCACCGCUAGCGCAACCUCAAAGACUACUUUGAAUACUUUGGCUUCCUCGACCAGUGCAAGGUCCUCCACCUCGGCAGCCCCGACACCUUCUGCGGUUUACAACCAGUGGCAAUUUGUGGAUGUCCCCGGAACCACGUGUGCGGACGGCUCGUCUACCGGGAUGGCGAUCAACCUUCACGCUGGAUCCACGGACCUGAUCAUCGGGCUUCAAGAAGGUGGGUCGUGCUACGACUACAAGACGUGCUACGUCGACAAGCGCGCGUACUACAUGGAUUCCGGCUUCUCCAACUCGACGUUUUGGACCAAGAAUCAACCCUCGACGCUGAACAGGUGGUUCCCAUUCGCUCGCAAUAACGAGUACAAUCCCUGGAAAACGGCGAAUUACGCGUGGAUCCCGUACUGCACAGGCGACUUUCACGCCGGAAACAACGUGGUGCAGUACAAUGGAGUCAACACGCACCAUACCGGAUCCAAGAACGUCAAGUUGGAUAUGGCCAAGUUGAAGCAGGUGCUGCCUGGCGUGACGCGUGUCUGGAUCAGCGGCAGCAGUGCUGGUGCGUUUGGAAGCAUCUUGCAGUACCAGAAUGCGCAAGAUGCGUUCGGUGUGCGAAUCGACCUGCUGGCAGACAGCGGCGAGACUCCUCUACCGAUCACCAUCCAUCCAAGCCAGAAGAUUCAAACUCCGGACAAAUCGCGCUGUCCGAAUUGCAACGACAGUAACUUUGACUCGUACAUUGUCGGCUUAGCGCAGGCAAACACACGCGCCAGAUUCGCAAGCUUGAGCUGGUCCAUCGAUAACACGAUUCCCAGAAACCAGGGCGUCUCGAGCGACGACUUUGCCAAAGAGCUCGUCCGCCUGUUUGCACAACAGACUCAAAACACAACAAAUGCCAGGAACUUUAUGGUCCAGGGUAGCGGUCAUACCUUGCUGUACUCGACGCAGUACAAUGCCGCUGAUGGAUAUACCAUGGCGACGUUUUUGAACAAAUUCAAGACCGACGAUCCUGCGUGGUCCUCGCAUUGA
Messenger RNA from Mycosarcoma maydis (corn smut), 1566 nucleotides. RefSeq lists its product as uncharacterized. The record is from RefSeq and is a predicted model, not a curated record. Lineage: Eukaryota; Fungi; Basidiomycota; Ustilaginomycetes; Ustilaginales. The coding region runs from base 1 to 1566 and encodes 521 amino acids. The transcript has a single exon. Gene Ontology annotation, molecular function: hydrolase activity.